AUGGCCUGGUCCCAGGAUCCUUUCAAAUCCUACGAUUUCACGACCAGCCGGGUGAGCGAUGAGUUUCGGCAGUCUGUGGCCGGCAUCGAGCGUGACAACAAAGACAAGGUGGUUCUGUACCGCGCGAUGUCUCUUUACACCUACAUCAUGACCUGGUUCAUGCACGGCAUCAUGACACAGCAGCGUCUGAGCUGGCCGUUUUCAGGGCCUGGGGGUGAAUCCCGGGAGUUGCCGCUUGCGCUGGGCGUCUUCGGGCCCGGGGAAGACUUUCCCAAGUUCCCCCUGGUAGAUGCAUCUGUGUGCACCUACACGAGACUCGCAGUGAAGGUCCGUGACAAAGAUCCCGAGAAUGCGGCAAGACUGGGCGUGGGUACUGUUGGAUAUGUUGACGAUGCCACUGGAUACAGGUAUAAUGUCAGUUACAAGACCGAGUGGAAGGGCUACUACGGCUGCCAGGAUUUGCUCGACGAAGAACUGGUCGAGAUGAAUGAGCACGUUGCACCACUGAUGUCCGAAGAGGCCUUGAAGAAAGGCCAUGUUUCUACUGCUGCAGACUUCCUCAGGUACUUGGAUGACGAGGUGGGAGAAUGGAGAGAUUCUUCUUGGGGCUCCAACGGCAAGCUGCCAGUGACGGUGGGACUGCAAGCCAGGCUCUUCCAGGUGAGCAUGAACUUGCUGAGCAAAGCCUCGGCUGACCCGAAAGCGGAUGAAGGUUCUUCGCCCUGGGAGACAUUUCUUGAACAGGGUUUUUUUACAAGCUACGACCUGGUGCAUCCAUUGGAGUCUUCGGUGCGCAACUACGGCAGCAGCUGGAAUCGCCCGGACAAGCUUUUGCUGGAGUCGAUUAUCCCCGCAGCUGCACGUGCGAAUGUGGAAGCGUUACUGGCUUUGCUGACCUGUGUCGCAGAGCAUGCCUUUCAGCUUCGCGACCGAAAGUUGAUUGACUUCUGCUGGCACCUUGGUGAAGGGCAGUUGCAGUUGGGUCCAGAUGCGAGCCCGAGCGUGGAUUAUGAUGAGAUUGCGAGUGUGCAGACGAAGGAGGCCAUUCGCAAGUUGAAAGAUGCCGAAGCUCCUGCAAAACCCGACUUCGGGGCCACUCGGGUGCUGUUGCAACUGAUCCUUCCAGAAACCGAUGCCAACGAGCUGGCGUAUGUAAGCACCGAUCGGCGCGAUUCAUCAGGGCCGCCGCCUGGCCACGUACCCCAGAGGUGGCGCGGCCAAAGCUUCACCGACGCCUACAAUGCCCUGAAGAACACCGAGGAUGGAGACAAGGUCACAGCUCGAGUGCUUCUGCGUCUGAAGCCCUUUGCUCUUGGCGAUGGCAUCCGUUUCGUCGCACACGCCCCGUCCUUUCGAGAUAACGAUGCCUGGCUGUUGAUGCAACACAUCUUGAACGAUGCGCUUGCCUACACGUUCAGCUGGCCUAUCGAAGUCCAUGCACAGCGCCGGGAAUCCUGGUCACUGCGUGCGAAGUGCGUGAUUGCGAGCCUGCUGCUGCUUCCAUGUCUUCUCUGCUGUGUCUUCCUGAUCCACCGGCGAAAUCGCAUCCAAGCACACGCUUUCACCUGA
Molecule: messenger RNA, 1569 nt
Organism: Symbiodinium sp. CCMP2592
Lineage: Eukaryota; Dinophyceae; Suessiales; Symbiodiniaceae
Source: the annotation of a GenBank genome assembly